AUGUCGCCCCCCGGUGACGUGACCGACUCCAUCGCCGGAGCUGAGCUACGUGCUGAGCUCCAGGACGAGCUCGUUGACGAGAAGAAGAAUUCCAUCUCCAUUGAGCCUACCGUCACCGAGAAAGCUCCUCACAAGAAUGCCUUCCAUAUUCAGACCACGCAGGGCUUGGAGCUCCCAAGUGCUGAAGACAUGGGAACUCUGAGACGAGUGCCAAACCACAUCCCUCUCAAGCUCUUCAGCAUUGCCUUUAUCGAACUGUGCGAGCGUUUCUCCUACUAUGGUUGCACCGUCGUGUUCACCAACUUCAUCCAGCAGCCUCUUCCCGAUGGUUCUACCACUGGUGCUAUUGUCAACUCAGAUGACCAGCCCGGUGCCCUUGGCAUGGGCCAGAGAGCGUCCACCGGCCUCACCACCUUCAACCAGUUCUGGCAGUACUUCAUGCCGCUCGCCGGUGCGUACGUGGCUGACCAGUACUGGGGACGUUACAAGACCAUCAACUACGCCUUGGGAAUUGACAUUAUCGGCCACAUCAUUCUGAUCGUCUCCGCGGUUCCCCCUGUCAUCAAGAACAGCAGUGGUGCCUUGGGUGCCAUGAUUAUUGCUAUCCUCACCAUUGGCUUUGGCACCGGCGGCUUCAAGCCCAACGUCAGCCCGCUCAUUGUGGAACAACUUGGAGAACAAUUCAUGCAUGUCAAAACCCUCAAGUCAGGCGAGCGUGUUAUUGUUGAUCCGGCCGUUACUGUCGAACGAAUCUACAACUGGUUCUACUUCUGCAUCAACGUUGGCGCCCUUGUCGGCCAACUUUGUAUGGUGUACGCUGAGAAAUACGUUGGUUUCUGGCUAUCUUAUACUCUUCCUUGCAUCAUGCUCUGCAUCUGCCCACUCGUCAUGUGGUGGGGGCGUGACAAGUAUGAGAGGCGCCCACCAGGCGGAUCUCUCAUCAAGCCAGCACUCAAGACCUGGUUCCUCGCUCAGAAGGGCCGCUGGUCUAUCAACCCCUUCCAGACCUGGAAGAACAUGCACGAUGGCACGUUCUGGGAGAAUGUCAAGCCCUCUCACUUUACCGAUGAGACCCGCCCCAAGUGGAUGAACUUCGACGACGCCUGGGUAGACGAGCUGAAGCGUGGAUUCGCCGCUUGCGCCGUCUUCUGCUGGUACCCCAUUUUCUGGCUUUGCUACAAUCAGAUCAACAACAACCUCAUCUCCCAGGCCGCGACGAUGGAGCUCCACGGAGUGCCCAACGAUGUUCUGUCCAACCUGAACCCCUUUGCACUUCUCAUCUUUAUCCCCCUCAACGACUUCUUUGUUUAUCCCGCCCUUCGCAAGGCAGGCAUCAAGUUCACGCCUAUUAAGAAGAUCACCGCCGGUUUCUUUGUUGGUUGUGCCGCCAUGAUCUGGGCCGCUGUUGUUCAGCACUACAUCUACGACAAGUCCGAGUGUGGAGACCACGCAUCUGGAAAGAUCUGGAGCGAUGUGGAGGGCGAGAUGGUCACCUGUACCCCAGCUCCCAUCAAUGUUUGGGCCCAGACCGGAUCCUACGUCCUCAUCGCCCUCGCCGAGGUCUUUGCCUCCAUCACCUCGCUCGAGUACGCCUUCUCUAAGGCCCCCAAGAACAUGCGAUCCAUGGUCCAGGCCGUUUCACUGUUCAUGACUGCCUUUUCAUCUGCCCUCGGCCAGGCCCUGGUCGGUCUUGCGGCUGAUCCCCUUCUCGUCUGGAACUACGGUAUCGUGGCCAUUCUCGCCUUCAUUGCUGGAACCUGCUUCUGGUUCCAGUUCCGUGACUUGGAUAUCCACGAAGACGAGCUCAACGAGCUGCCAGAGGGUCGUGCGGGCGUCACUGCCGACGAGGAGAAUCGGUAUGACCUGAAGGGUGCUGAGAACUAA
Ilyonectria robusta is the source of this 1884-nucleotide messenger RNA. Its product is annotated as POT family-domain-containing protein. The record is from RefSeq and is a predicted model, not a curated record. Gene Ontology annotation, molecular function: dipeptide transmembrane transporter activity. Gene Ontology annotation, cellular component: membrane. Gene Ontology annotation, biological process: transmembrane transport; oligopeptide transport. Lineage: Eukaryota; Fungi; Ascomycota; Sordariomycetes; Hypocreales; Nectriaceae. The coding region runs from base 1 to 1884 and encodes 627 amino acids. The transcript has 4 exons.